Messenger RNA from Sphenostylis stenocarpa, 1689 nucleotides. NCBI's taxonomy places the organism in Eukaryota, Viridiplantae, Streptophyta, Magnoliopsida, Fabales, Fabaceae. The record is from the annotation of a GenBank genome assembly.
AUGAUGCAUCUUCUACUUGACGUCCUUCAAGCUCCUGAUCCAAAUACCUUAGAGUCUUUUCUGGGAAGAAUUCCUAUGGUGUUCAAUGUUGUAAUUGUAUCACCACCCGGUUACUUUGGUCAAGUAAAUGUCCUGGGUUUGCCCGAUACUGGUGGACAGCUUCCUAAUAAUGAGCAGAUUGUUUAUAUACUUGAUCAAGUGCGUGCUUUAGAGAAGGAGAUGCUGGUCAGAAUUCAAAAACAAGGACUUGAUGUGUCUCCAAAAAUUCUGAUCGUUACUAGAUUGAUACCAGAGGCCAAAGGGACAACAUGCAAUCAGAGACUGGAAAGAGUUAGUGGAACUGAGCAUACAUAUAUACUGAGAGUACCUUUUAGAACUAAAAAUGGAAUUUUGAGAAAAUGGAUUUCAAGGUUUGACAUGUGGCCUUAUCUGGAGACAUUUGCAGAGGAUGCAUCAAACGAAAUUGCUGCUGAGUUACAAGGAAUUCCAGAUCUGAUAAUUGGAAACUACAGUCAUGGAAAUCUUGUUGCAACCUUGUUAUCUUAUAAGCUAGGAGUCACACAGUGCAACAUAGCUCAUUCAUUAGACAAGACUAAGCAUCCUGGUUCUGAUAUAUAUUGGAAAAAAUAUGAAGACAAGUACCAUUUUUCUUGUCAAUUCACAGCUGACAUUAUUGCAAUGAACAACGCGGAUUUUAUAAUCACUAGUACAUACCAAGAAAUAGCAGGAAGCAAGAAUAACGUUGGACAAUAUGAGAGCCACACUGCCUUCACUCUUCCAGGACUUUAUCGUGUUGUUCAUGGCAUUGAUGUUUUUGAUCCCAAGUUUAAUAUCGUGUCUCCAGGUGCAGACAUGCGCAUAUAUUUUCCAUUUUCAGACAGAGAAAAGAGGCUAACUUCUCUCCAUGGCUCGAUUCAAAAACUUAUAUAUGGUGAUGAGCAGAAUGAAGAACAUGUUGGCUUGUUAAGGGAUAGAUCAAAGCCAAUUAUCUUCUCUAUGGCAAAACUUGAUCAGGUGAAAAAUAUGACAGGGCUUGUUGAAUGCUUUGGUAAAAGCUCAGAGUUGAGAGAGCUUGUGAAUCUUGUGGUAGUUGGUGGCAACAUUGAUGUACAAAAGUCCAGGGACACAGAAGAAAUGGGGGAGAUAGAGAAAGUGCAUAGCCUUAUAGAAAAAUACAACUUACACGGCCAAUUUCGUUGGAUAAAGGCCCAAGCGAACCGUGCUCGUAAUGGAGAGCUCUACCGUUGUAUUGCUGAUGUGAAAGGUGCUUUCGUGCAGCCUGCUUUUUAUGAAGGGUUUGGCCUAACAGUUGUGGAAGCAAUGACUUGUGGUCUUCCUACAUUUGCCACUUGUCAUGGUGGCCCUGCUGAGAUAAUUGAGCAUGGCGUUUCUGGAUUCCAUAUUGAGCCAUAUCAUCAGGAUCAAGUUGCUGCAAUUUUAAUAAACUUUUUUGAGCAAUGCCAGCAUGAUCCUGGCUACUGGAACCAGAUUUCUGAUGCAGGACUAAGGCGCAUUCAUGAGAGGUCUGGCUUGAUAUACUCUGCGAGGCUUCUCACUUUAGCUGGUGUCUAUGGCUUCUGGAAGCAUGUCUCUAAGCUUGAGAGGAGAGAAACUAGGCGAUACUUGGAGAUGUUUUACAUCCUCAAGUUCCGGGAUUUGGCACAAUCCAUUCCACUGGCAGUCGAUUAG